Molecule: messenger RNA, 1364 nt
Organism: Colossoma macropomum (tambaqui)
Lineage: Eukaryota; Metazoa; Chordata; Actinopteri; Characiformes; Serrasalmidae
Product: claudin-4-like
Exons: 1
Coding region: 171-800 (209 amino acids)
Biological process (GO): cell adhesion; bicellular tight junction assembly
Cellular component (GO): bicellular tight junction; plasma membrane
Molecular function (GO): structural molecule activity
Source: RefSeq, a predicted model, not a curated record
CCUGAAACCAAACCUGCAAACUGGUUUCUGGUCUAGCCAUUGGCACCUCAACUCCACCCUUCCAAAAAGACCUUAUAACUUGAGGGGUAGAAGGACGUGUUUCAUUAUUCAGCCACUGCAGCAGAUCGCAGACGAGCAGAAGUGUCCUCUCUGAGCAGAACAGAAGCAAAAUGGUAUCCAUGUGUCGCCAGAUGCUGGGCUUCGCCCUGGCUCUUAUUGGUUGCCUGGGGACCAUCAUUAUUUGCGGGCUGCCCAUGUGGAAGGUGACGGCCUUCAUCGGGGCGAACAUUGUGACGGCGCAGAUCAUCUGGGAAGGCCUGUGGAUGAACUGCGUCAUGCAGAGCACGGGGCAGAUGCAGUGCAAAAUCUACGACUCCCUGCUGGCGCUGCCCCAGGACCUUCAGGCGGCCCGGGCGCUGGUGGUCAUCUCCAUUGUGGUGGCCGUGUUUGGGAUCAUCCUGGGAAUUGCCGGAGGGAAGUGCACCAACUUUGUGGACAAUGAGAUCAGCAAGGUCAAGGUGGCCAUCGCCAGCGGCGUCACCUUCAUCAUUGCUGGAGUCCUGUGCCUCAUCCCCGUCUGCUGGUCCACCAACACCAUCGUCCAGGACUUCUACAACCCGGUCCUCACCGCCGCUCAAAAGAGGGAGCUGGGGGCUUCGCUCUAUAUCGGCUUCGGCGCUGCUGCGCUCCUGAUCCUCGGUGGAGCUUUGCUCUGCACUUCUUGCCCACCCCAAGAGGAUAAACCUGUCUACAAGUACUCCCAGCCACGAUCCACCGCCACCAGCAGAGCGUACGUCUGAGGAUCACUAAGAGGUAGCACCUCUGCUGGGAAAGAGGAGAUGGACAUGAGAUAUGUAGAUGUUUGCUGGGACGUGUGAAUGUACUCGUGUGGACUAACAUUUGCAGAUUUAUAGUGAUAAUAAGUGUUAUUAAUGAAGAAAAAUGUAUGCAAAUGUUGGAGGGUGAAAUUUUAUUAGGUUAAUUUCACCAGAAAUUGAUGAAAUAUUAGCUAACCAUACAAAGAUUACACUCCUUUAAACUAUAAAGCUGUAAAAUGUCUUUGAUUAAAAAAUAUGGACUUUUUUAUACAGUAAGUACGCUGGUUAACUCUCACUCAAGAUGUACAAUUAUAUACAUAUAACGUAUACAUAUAACAUAUAAUGUAUAAUUGUUAUAUUAUACUGACUAUUCCAUGUGAUUGUUACAUUCACAAAAAAUGAACAAAUGUGAGCUCUGUGAAGAGCGUAACUGUUACCUUUCACUCAAAAUGUAAAACUGUCUUUUUUAUUUAUAGUUUAACAUUUUCUUUUCCUGAACUGUCUCUGAAGGAAUUUUGCACAUAAAAAUAAAAUGUUUGAACAUAA